AAUGGCGCCCUCCAAGUACUCCCAGCUUGAAGCAUGCAAAAAGGUCUCGAGAUCUCGAUAUCGAUAUGAUAUCCACAUCACCCCAGCAGUGCAAGCAAACCAAUCCAAAACCCCCCAAAAGAAAUCCUUCCAAGCAACCGUUUCAAUUCCAUCCCAUCCCGCCAUGUCCGCAUGCAGCGCAAGCAACCAGCCACAGCAGCGGCCGGCUCGUACACCUAUAAAACCGUCGUCGUCGUCGUCGCCGAUCAGUCUCCCACAUUCUGCUCAGCAGUGCAAAGAAGCCGGCCAAGAACUGAUCGGCUUAGCUAGCUAGCUCGAAGUGUUUGUGGUGGUCAUGGAGAUGGCGGCGCCGAGGUCGAGGUCGUCGUCGUCGGUGAGCGUGGCGGACAGGGCGCUGCGCGGGGUGGCGGACCUGAUCAAGCUGCUGCCGAGCGGGACGGUGUUCAUGUUCCAGUUCCUGAGCCCGCUGGUGACCAACAACGGCCACUGCGCCGCCUACAACAAGGCGCUCAGCGGCGCGCUGCUGGCGCUCUGCGGCGGCUUCUGCGCCUUCUCCUCCUUCACCGACAGCUACGUCGGCUCCGACGGCCGCGUCUACUACGGCGUCGUCACCGCCCGGGGGCUCCGCACCUUCGCCUCCGACCCGGACGCCGCCGGCCGCGACCUGUCGGGCUACAGGCUCCGCGCCGGCGACUUCGUCCACGCCGCGCUGUCGCUGCUCGUGUUCGCCACCAUCGCGCUGCUCGACGCCGACACCGUCGCCUGCCUCUACCCGGCGCUGGAGGUCAGCGAGCGCACCAUGAUGGCCGUGCUCCCGCCCGUCGUCGGCGGCGUCGCCAGCUACGCCUUCAUGGUCUUCCCCAACAACCGCCACGGCAUCGGCUACCAACCCACGCGCGCCACCGAGGACUUCCAGCGCAAGAACUAGCUGACCGACACGAAGACGACGAAUUAUUUAUAACUAUUUAUAUAUUCAAGAUUACGACUAAAUUAAUUAUUUAAUUGAUUUGGGGUGCGCUUUAAUUAAUUGCUUGCAAAUUCAGUUUAAAUUUUUAAAUUUUUACAUGGGCACGGUUUGCUUGAUUGGAGUUAGACACGAGUCAAAAGUGUGCAGUGGCUGUGUAUGCAUCAUGUCAAUGUGUGUUUGACUGCUUUUCAUAUAUUAUGUGCUACUUCCACUGAACAUAAUGAAGUCUUUUUCGAACUAA
Messenger RNA from Oryza brachyantha (malo sina), 1208 nucleotides. Its product is annotated as protein DMP2. The coding region runs from base 335 to 928 and encodes 197 amino acids. NCBI's taxonomy places the organism in Eukaryota, Viridiplantae, Streptophyta, Magnoliopsida, Poales, Poaceae. The transcript has a single exon. The record is from RefSeq and is a predicted model, not a curated record. Gene Ontology annotation, biological process: endomembrane system organization.